This is a messenger RNA of Cordyceps fumosorosea ARSEF 2679, 429 nucleotides long. RefSeq lists its product as hypothetical. The record is from RefSeq and is a predicted model, not a curated record. The transcript is spliced from 4 exons. The coding region runs from base 1 to 429 and encodes 142 amino acids. Lineage: Eukaryota; Fungi; Ascomycota; Sordariomycetes; Hypocreales; Cordycipitaceae.
AUGCGAAACGGUGACGAUCCGAGAUUUUUGCAGUUCGCAACCAACAACAGCGCAUUAGAGACAGCUGUCAAUACUACGGAGCUAGGGUACGAGCACGCUAAGUCGACCAGCACAAUUAAGGCCGAGCUUCAGUUACAGGAUACGUCUGUAAGCCCAGAUCCAGUGCCUAGUAACUCUGGGAGUGCAUUAAACGCCCAGACUCCUGGCCAACCCUUUGAACCCGCACCUCAGGCUGCGGAGGGUGGCGCUUCGGCAAUCAAAAUCGCUACUUUAGCGUCGCUAUGUGACGCCGCAGGCCAACAAGUCUACGAUCACGCCAAACGCGCCGCUUCGCCUGCAGGUAGCGCCAGCCAAGGACCACCAAAUACCCUAGCAGCCGAAGACGAAGCCGCUGACGCACAAAAUGAUGUCGUUGGCCAUGCUACCUAA